This is a messenger RNA of Heteronotia binoei (common prickly gecko), 2377 nucleotides long. It is a transcript of the gene RGS7BP, whose product is annotated as regulator of G protein signaling 7 binding protein. Bases 904 to 1452 code for a protein of 182 amino acids. The transcript has 7 exons. The record is from RefSeq and is a predicted model, not a curated record. Lineage: Eukaryota; Metazoa; Chordata; Lepidosauria; Squamata; Gekkonidae. Gene Ontology annotation, biological process: G protein-coupled receptor signaling pathway. Gene Ontology annotation, cellular component: postsynapse; neuron projection; nucleus.
AGACACGCGCACAUGCAUCCGCUCCCCUUCUGUUCUGCAGCGGCCGGGCGGGAGGGGGGGAAGGCAGGAGCUGGCGGUCUGCUCGGAGGACACGAAGGAGCGGCUCCCCAGGGCUUGAAAAGAGGCUGCCUCUCCCUCCCGCCCUUCUGAAUGGAAGCGCGGCUUAGCAAAGAGCACCCCUUGGAUUCCGCCUGCCCGGGAAGCGCUGUCGAGAGGAGGAGACAGGCGGGCAGGCUCGGCGUGCCAGCCAUGAGCUCUUGGCUCAGGGGAUUGCAAUGCUGCUCGUGCUGCUGAGAAGGGAAGAAGUUGCUUAGCAUCCCUCCUCGCCCCUGCCUGGCUGCUGUAAAGCCGACGACGAGAUGCUGCAAGGCAGGGCGCUCGCCUCCUCGGCUCCUCUGCAAGCGGCGGGCUCUCGGGAGCGCCAGCAGCAGCAGCCUGGGCAUCUGUGAGGAGAGCGGCGGGGAAAGAGCGGGAAGGGAUUCUGGAUCCCUCUUUGGACUCCUCGACGCGGUGCGGCCGCCGCCGCCGGUGGCUGGCGUGGUGGGGGAGAAACACAAAAGGCAACCUUUGCCCGCCCCGCCUGGGCUGAGCGUAGCAGCAGCUUCUGCUUGGUGGAUGUGUAUGAAUGAGUUCUGCACCGAAUGGGCGCAAAAAGCGCCCCAGGUCCACGGGCUCGAUCUUCCAGAUCAGCAAAACGCCGCUGCACGGCAGGGACGGUGAGCGCCGAGGCAGCACCUCGGAGGGCGCCUACAAGACCCAGAGAGCCCUGGAUGACUGCAAGAUGCUUGUCCAGGAUUUCAAUACCCAGGUGGCUCUGUACCGUGAAUUGGUCAUUUCCAUUGGGGACGUAUCAGUCACUUGUCCAUCUCUACGUGCUGAAAUGCACAGGACUCGAACCAAAGGAUGCGAGAUUGCCUGUCAAGCACACCAAAAACUAGCAGCAAUUUCUGGGUACUAAUUGCACCUGCAAAAAGGAGGCUAAAAUCCAUUCUUUUGAAAACUUAUCCGAGCCCAGAAGAUGGUGAGAUUCAUCCUGAAAUCUGUAGACUAUAUAUCCAGUUGCAAUGCUGCUUAGAAAUGUAUACAACAGAGAUGCUAAAAUCCAUAUGCCUACUAGGAUCGCUUCAGCUUCAUCGAAAAGGGAUGGAAACUUGUGCAGCUCCAAAGACUGGAGACAGUAAAGUAGAGGAGAGUUCAGAAGCUCCUAUUUUAGAAGACACAUCAUCUUCACCCACAGACAUUCAGCAACAUCUAUGGCAGGUUUCCACAGAUAUUGAAAACACAGAAAGAGAUAUGAGAGAAAUGAAAAACCUUUUAAGCAAACUCAGGGAAACUAUGCCUUUGCCAUUGAAAAACCAAGAUGAUAGCAGCCUCCUAAACUUGACUUCUUAUCCGAUAGUGCGAAGACGGAAGCGAAGAUUCUUUGGACUCUGCUGUCUUGUCUCAAGCUAGAAAACCCAAUGCAGAAGUGCGCAGAUAACCAUAGCCAAUACAAUUGACCUUCAGCUGGAUAAACCUAAUUCUCUAAUUUAAAUGUAUGUUUUCUACACUGCCCUAAUUCUGUCUCUUCCUCUCCUUUUCAAGAGUUUUGCAGAUCAGUGCUGACCAGGACUAAACCGGGAAACCAAUUUAACAUUAUUAGAAUAUUUUUUAAUGUUUUUUUAAUGGCAUGUCUGUUUAAAAUCAUUCUGUGAUUAGAGGCAAAUAUUACCAUUAUUAAAUAAAACAUGCAGAAAUUUUUAUUUAGUGUACAAAACCACAACAGCCGAUUGUGUACAGUACAGUAGUAUGACUGUAGCUCUUGCUAGUAUGAUGUUAAAAUAUUUGAACAUACUCUAUUAAGCAAUCUUAAUCCAUAGGAAAGUAUUUAGAACAGCAAAACUGUGUUUAAGUUCUAAAGCGCUAAAAUAAACAGAGCCAAUAUCUUGAGAACAUGCACAAACUCUCCUAUUGCUUUUUGUGCUCUCAUUCAUAUUUAGUCUUCCACUCUAUAUCUCAACUUAUCCAAGAUCUUCAUAGUACAAUAUCUUAAUUUCUAAUACACAAGCAACAUAACAUUAAUAUGUUGAUCCUGUAAAUAUGAGAGUUAUAACUACAUAUUGUACGAUGCAUAGAAUAGCUAAUUUACUUUAAAAAAAACAAAUGUUAUCUAUUUAACUUUGGGAAGAAAGGACUAACUGUUUAAAAGACGGUGUAGGAAACUAUACAAUCCACAGAUGUAAAGCAGAUUAUCCCAUUUUGUUGCCAUUAAAGGUUGAAGCAUGGUGUCUGCACAUCAAAUUAGUGUUACUGCUUAUAGGGCAUGCCAGGAGUAGCUCUGAUUGUAAAAUAUUAAACAUUUUACAUUGUUAAUAAAUAUUUUUUAGUUAAACUAAAA